CCCCAGGAGAGCGGGCGAAGAACGCGGCACAACGUAGAGCCAGUAAGAGCCAACAUGCCGUUCGUGCCAGAAGUGUUCGUUGCUGUCGUCCUCAUCCGUCUGGUACCGGUUUAAAAACGUGUCGGAACAAAGUCCUCGGGCGUUUGUCUCGCCUCGACACGCACACUUCGUGCCUGUUCUUUUGCAAAGAAACACGAAUUGUCGCGUGUUCGCGUCGAAAUAAUCGUUGUCGCGCGAAAUCGUAUUCUCGGUGACACUUGUGAGCGGCAUAGUGAGAACCUCGAUAUACAUAAAACGAAUCGUGGCUCGUUCUCCAUUCGCUAUCAUUUCUCGAACGUUUCAUCCGUGUCUGUUGCACCUAUCCAUUUUUAUUUUCCGUUGUCUCUGUCUUUUUCUAUCGUCUCUUAUUUCAUCUCCGUCGUUUUUCCAUACCCCCUCUCUCUGUUCGUCUUUCCGUCAUCGUCUCGUCUCGUCGGUCGCGCGAGACAGACGGGACUCGAAGCGCACGGAUUUAUAUUCGUGUAGCGCAGGAGAGUUUUAGCCGCUUCGUAAAUAUGGCGUGUGAACAACGGUGGUGCUUUAACCGUGGCUGUGACGGAGCUAACCGACGAUGGCUGUACAUCCUGUUGCUGGCCUUCUGCGUACUACAGCAUCUCGAAUCGAGCGUUGCGGACAACAAGCUCAAUCGAUAUUACUACGAGCUUGGACGAUCCGGAGGACAAUCGCGCUACGACAAUGGACCGGUUGAGUUUUCUUUCGUGUCUAUGGAGGAUCUGGUGGAAGAUGCACAGCAAUACGAUAGACGUCGUAGGGAUACGAACGAGAAGCCUCUUCUUACGACCGAACAGCCGCCGCAAGAACAACAGCAACAACCGCAAGAACAAUCGCAACAGCCACAGUCACAGCAACCGGUGCAACAGCCGAAGAUUACGAGGAAACGUCCAAAAGUGAUGAUAGAAAUGGGAAAGGCAUCCCCGAACGUUUCGACGGCGAUGGAACCGACGACUGAAGCGGUCGCUACAUCGUCUGCGUCUUCUACGCCUUGGAUGGUUAAACAGGAACCCGCGACGACGCAGAAACCAUCGGAUGCUGCUUCUCCGACCGAGGAAUCGGUUUACUACACUAAGAACAUGAAGUUCGCGAUGACCGAAACAGCGGAGGUCAAGAAUUUGAUGAACGUGACGGAAUCCUCUGUGGCAUUGUCUACGGUCGAGAAGGAUGAUUCCGAUAGCACCGUUGGAGAUAUAUCUAUCAGCAAGUUUUCCGAUGUGACGAACAAGACGUUGUCUCAACACAACAUCACCAAAACCGAAGUGGACACGCAUCAGUAUUACAACAGCACGUUCAUAAUCGACGAGGCCGUGGGCAGAAGGUACUGGGUGGACAUCGACAAUCAUCCAGAACUGAAAAUUAAUAAUUUGCUCAGUCAGAGUCAUCGUCGAGCCGCGACGGUCAAAUUGAAAUUCGACUUUCCGUUUUACGGCCACAAAGUUCGUAACAUUACUAUAGCUACUGGUGGCUUCCUGUAUACCGGCGAAUAUGUUCAUAGCUGGCUCGCCGCUACUCAAUACAUAGCUCCAUUGAUGGCGAAUUUUGAUACUCGUUUGUCGAACGAGAGCUUUGUAAAAUAUGCCGACAAUGGAACUGCAUUUACGGUUGUGUGGGAAAAGGUAGUUUUGCAAGACAAACCGGAAGCCGGUGCCUUUACUUUCCAAGUGACAUUGCAUCAAAAUGGUGACAUUGUGUUCGUGUAUUCGAUGAUUCCACUGAUGGUUGAAUUAAUAGAAGAUACAGCGCAUCCUGUUAAAGUUGGUCUCAGCGAUGCUUACAUCAUGGACAGAAUAGUAUUCUUCGUUCGCAGAAAAACAAUUUAUGAAUACCAUCGCGUGAACUUCAACCGACAGGAUAUUAAAAAUUGGACAGUAAUUUAUUUGAACGCGUUGCCCACAUGCUUAGAAAUGGACAAUUGCAAAGAUUGUCUAACGAAAUUAAAAGAUUUUGAAUGCAAAUGGUGUUCAGAACUGAAUCAGUGCAGCACUGGAACAUUUAGGUCAAGACAGGAUUGGCUGUUGAAAGGUUGUGACGUUAGAAAAAUAAAAGAUGUUAAUAAUUGUCCAUCUCCUACUACGACGUAUAAGGAACACGAAGAAGAUUUCAAUCAUGUUGUACAUGUACACUCGGAGAAAACUGUCAGCAGUGAAUCUAUGAACGCGAAGCCAGAGAAACCUGGAACGAGUCCUCUAGAACGUUCUCGGGACAACAUGAACAUGGGAGUUUCUGGAAUCAUUGGAAUUCUCCUAGUAAUUGCUUUAGUCGUAGGACUAGCAGCUUGGGCUGCAUACGCUUAUCGUAAUCCUCACAGUGCAUCUGGACAAAUGUUGAUCAGGUACCGACCAAGUCAGUGGAGUUGGCGAAGAGGAGAAGCACGCUACACGGCAGCAACGAUUCACAUGUGAUGACAUACGAUCGAAACGCAGUCAACAGUUUGUAGAAAAACUGUCGGACCAAAUUUUUCCUACUAAAUAUAUUAACUGCACCAAGUCUGCGAGUCUAUGUACGGAACCGUUUGUGCCUGUAAUGACGUAUGUGUCGCUCUGUUAAUUGCCACACAUCAACAUCUAAUAUCUAUUUUUUGAUACGUGUAAAUCAGCAUUUGAACUGCAAUAAGCACGAUUAUGAUACAUAUCGUAAAUACUUGUAAUUCGUUUUUUAAAUUUUUAGAAAAAACUUUUUAAAAUGAAGACUUCGUCGCUUAAGCGGACUCAAGAAUACUUUUUUAGAUUUUAUAUCUUGAUAAAUUUUGUACAGUAAAAUUAUUAUAGGAACGCGCGGAAGAAAGAUUUAUUAUAUCGUCGUAAAAAAAGAAAUACUAAUCUGAUCUUUGCUAUGCAUAAUUUUUUGUAGUACAUAUUGCAACAUUUUGAAUAAAACGUUUUCAGAGCGAAUAAUAAAAGGUAAGAGACAAACGGAUACCGGUAUUAUUUAAUUGACUUUACGAAAACAUUCGAUGCGUUUUCCAAGUCAAAGUAACCGUAUUGUCGAAAGUCGGGCGAAAGAUUUUUAGCCUGGAUAUCGAGCGUUUAUGUGAUUUUAGUAUCAAGUGGUAUACCUUGUUAUUGUUUAAGAAUUCGUUUUUUUUUAUCGUUAUACGAUCUACAAUCAUUGUUUAUAAAUAAAUAAAUAUAUAUAUAUAUAAAUAUAUAUGUAUGUAUAAUCUCAGCGGCGUAAAGAGCAAUAUUUUAAAGAAAUCAUUUAAACGAUCAAGUGCAUAUCUAGCCUGUGGAAACUACAGUUCAGAUAAUACUGAUAAAUCUGAUAACAAAAUUGAAUAGUACUACUUGAAAAAGAAAAUAGUUACAUUUUAUAUCGUGUUUACUUCUUAUUAUUAGGAACACAUUCCAAAACUUGCGGUUCCAACAAGUACGAAAAAUUGCUAUGUGCCAACUGUAGUUUCAUUAAAAAAAUUUUGAACAUGUAUAUACUUAUAUGUGCAUAUGCUUCAGUAAUAUGCGUGUAUGUAUAUACACAUAUAUAUGCAUAUAUAUAUACAUAUAUAUAUACAUGGAAUGUAUAAGUAAUUAUAUAAAUAUAUAUUUUAUGAAAAAAUGUUUAAAAAACGUGAGCACCUUAACUUGUAGUAACACGCAUAAGAAGACAAUGAAAAACUCAUACGUAUUGAUAACAUUAGAUCAUCAGUGUAUAUAGUAGUAUGUUAAAGCAAUAUAAUUUUUAUAUGAUCGUAAAUGUAAUUAAUAUCAGAAGGUGCCUUUGAUCACAUUUUUGAUCCAUUUAUUGGCAACAGAAUAUAUAUAUAUAUAUACAUAUAGAUUAAGUAUUUUACUCGUAUUGCAACUUGAAGUCAACGUAAAUUUGUAUGUUUAAACGACAAACAUUUUAUCGGGUUAAGAUAACGUUAAUUACAGACUUCUGUGUUCUGUCGAUCGUGCAUGUAUUUCAUGCAGCAAACUUUUUAGGCAUCGUGUGAUUCUGUAAUUAAUUUGUGAAAAUGAUAUAAAAUUAUUUACGGAAAAGGAAGCAACUAUAAAAAUCAUGAUUAAUUUUCUUACAUUACUGUGUACGAUUUAACUCAUAGUUUGUGAUAAUAAACAUUACAGUUAUUACAA
Messenger RNA from Megachile rotundata (alfalfa leafcutting bee), 4124 nucleotides. Its product is annotated as plexin domain containing lethal (1) G0289. The record is from RefSeq and is a predicted model, not a curated record. Lineage: Eukaryota; Metazoa; Arthropoda; Insecta; Hymenoptera; Megachilidae.